AUGGACGCCUACUCCCCCAUGCAGCGCUUUCUCUACCUCAAGGACGGCUAUUGGGCCCUCUCUCCGCAACUUCUAUUGGACCACGGGAUCAAAAUCCAUCUGAUGUGGCAGGAGGCAGGGGACAUCGCCCUGAACGGAGCGCACAAGAAUCACUACGUGGUUUCGCCUGGAAAGACGCUGGCAGUGGCUUUCAACGUGGGACAUGGAGAAGGUGUUGCGACCUGCACACCUCCCCACAACCCCGUCGAGCGGACAACCCGGUUCUUCGCCAAGAAAAGUCUGGGCCACUCCUGGACUGAGUACUCGUGGCUACAAGGCUGGAACCCGUGGACGUUCCUAGAAGCGGUGUUCAACAACAGCUUCACCGACAAUCUGUCCAGCCCCGCAGUGGCGGCCACCUACCACCACGGGUUGCUGCAGUACGCACGGGGGGAGAUCGGCCUAGCGGAUCAGCCUUGGUUUAUCGACAUUCUAAAGCGCUUGGAAAAGCGUUCAGAAGUCGCUGCUUCCAAGGAGGUGACGGUUGUGGCUUCCGGAUCCGUUGCUUCUCCAGGAACCGAGUUGCCUUCCACCAGUGAAACGAACAACUGCGUGCGCGGCGCUUCGGAAGGAAUGCUGCAGAUGGACAAGUCCGGGCCAGCCGUCGACGAACCUGCCGCCGCGCAGACCACCGCCAAACCCCCCCCACAAGCAUCCGGACCCGCGACAGCAACACGCCGCGGCAACAUCAUGCCGCUCGUGGACGAACGGCCGGCCAACACUUCCCUCCUCAAACCAGCCUGCUUGGCGUCGCGUUCACGCCCGGGCAGCACUAAGCUUCUCGUCGAUGUACGGGCGGCCAACAGUGGAACAAACAACUUGAUGGUGGGCGCUGCAGAAGGAACGUUGCAAGCAAACACGUCCGGGACAGCCGUCAACCAACCUGCUGCUGCGCAUACAACGGCCAAUGACCUUUUGGAAGCAGCCGGCCCGUUGACACGAGCACGGCGCCGCAACAACCCCAUGCCGCUGGUGAAUGAGCCGCCGACCGACAGUGCUACGGUUGUUCUGGCGGGAGAAGGGGCACGGGAGGACGCAUCCGGGCCUGCUGUCGACCUUGCCGCCAAGAAGCCGUCCGUUGCGAAAGCGGCUACUAAAUCUGAAACAAGGCAGCCCACGCACAUCCGGUUCGACAUGGACUCGGAGGAUGAACGAGCAGAGGAGACCGGUGGCACGUAUGAUUUGGCGGCCAGAGCAACGGAAGUAGUAGUGCGGGAGGACACCUCGGGGCCCAGCGUUGAUCCCGCUGCCAACCAGCCAGCCGCUGCCAAAUCGACCUCCACUGACCUAACGGACGGGGUUGUAGAACCGAGCGAAGGCCCUGCAGGGGCAUCCAAGCGGAUGCUAGGAGAGGACGACCCUACGACCUCUCAUCGACCGUCUCAAGUGCCAGUCAUUCGUGAAAUAUCCAUCAUGCCGGGAGGAGCGGUCAGGGGAGCAUCGCCAAACGGCACGUCCGAGGCAACCGUUGAUCCACCGGCGAGAGCGCAAAUGCCUGCCGGUAGCACCGAAAAGGCGGCCGUUUUGGAAAAGGGAGCGCCAAGGAGAAGCACCAUCAACGUCGAGUUUACGCCGAGGGAGUGGCCGUCAAAUAUGAUGAUAUGCAUGGACAUGAACUGCAAACGCCGUCAUGUGGGCACAACAAGACUUCACAUGAAAGAACCGACCCCCAUCGUCGCCGAGGGCGGGAUCCAGGGCUUGGGCAAGCAGCUGCUAGUGGCCAACAAGAAGAGGUCGGUCCUGCGAGCUCUCGCGGCAGCGGGGGAUAUGGCCUCGCUGAUUGAGAAAGAGCGGCUGUCUCUAAGGAGGCGUAAAGAAGCUAGCGUCCCAAGGGAAGAGACUUAUCGGGCCACCGAAGAGGCACGCGUACCAGAGCCAACUCGGAAACAGGACCCCCCGGCCGUCGAGCCAGAAGCUGCAGACAGGGAGUUGGCCAGCGGAGGAACCCUUCCUGAAGCGCUAUGA
Messenger RNA from Klebsormidium nitens, 2004 nucleotides. The record is from the annotation of a GenBank genome assembly. NCBI's taxonomy places the organism in Eukaryota, Viridiplantae, Streptophyta, Klebsormidiophyceae, Klebsormidiales, Klebsormidiaceae.